CGCGAUAGCUACUUGUACACUCCAGACUCCAGUGUUGAAAUGGCGCAGGUUCGCACGGGCACAAGUAGGAGUUUCGCAGCAACGGACCCCUACAACAACCAACUGCUUGGUAGCGACGGCACUGUCCCGCAAAAUCAUGCUCUGAGGGAUACAUGUGCGUUAGUGGCACAAGACCAAGACCGGAGCGAUCUGCGACCUCAAACGUACGGUAGCAUGGACCACAGUGCUAGCGGUCAACAUUACCAUCGCGAAGGACGUGGAGACAGCGGGCAGUCGCAUGGCGGCACCGGUCGUGACGUCAGAGGCUGGGCUCUGCUGCGCGCUUGUCUGGCUGAGCUACUCGCCACAAUGCUGCUCGUGUGUCUGGGAGUGCUUGGGAGUCGCCAGUUCUCCGUCGCUGUCGACGGCUGGGUCCUUCUGGCAGUCAUGUGCAUCACACACAGGGUCAGCGAUGGACAUCUGAACCCGGCCGUGUUACUCGGUGUAUGGCUGGCAGGCGAGAUGAGUCUGGUGCGGUUGGCGCUCUACACCAUGUGCCAGUACAUCGGUGGCUUAGUUGGAGCGGCAUUGGCACUGGUGUUCACUUCUGACACGUUCUCUCACGUGGCUACCUUCGGUUCAAGCAGUUGUCUUUCUAAGCCGGUCGGCAUUGCAGUAUCACCCAGUGGUACUGUGUAUGUUAGUAACAUGGACAAACACUGUAUCACAAUGUUCUAACUUUUGUGCUGGAGCAUCUUGUUUCUUGUUCUACACUAAUGUUUCUCACUGCUGUGAAACAUGAACAGGACCAGUAUUAGCAGUUUUGUUUGCUCAGGCUUUACUAUAGUAUUUCAGUUUUGGUUGUGUGACACAUCGAGUAUGCAUAACCUUGCCAGUAGCUAACAUGUAUUGUGCAGGCGAACAGUAGAUCCAGCCUUAAAGGAACAGGUAGUC
Molecule: messenger RNA, 933 nt
Organism: Sycon ciliatum
Lineage: Eukaryota; Metazoa; Porifera; Calcarea; Leucosolenida; Sycettidae
Product: aquaporin-like
Exons: 3
Coding region: 40-717 (225 amino acids)
Biological process (GO): water transport; transmembrane transport
Cellular component (GO): plasma membrane
Molecular function (GO): water channel activity
Source: RefSeq, a predicted model, not a curated record